Messenger RNA from Trypanosoma rangeli, 471 nucleotides. RefSeq lists its product as uncharacterized. NCBI's taxonomy places the organism in Eukaryota, Euglenozoa, Kinetoplastea, Trypanosomatida, Trypanosomatidae. Bases 1 to 471 code for a protein of 156 amino acids. The transcript has a single exon. The record is from RefSeq and is a predicted model, not a curated record.
AUGGAGGUGUUUGUGCGUGGGCCAGACAGGUACGUUACAGAGCAGAGGCGUCGUGAGGGCAAAUCCUCGAUUCCACCAGGGUAUCAGCUUUUUGAAGAUGCACGCAAGCUUACGGAGCGCAUGGUGGGCACGCUGCGAGACUGGAAGGAAUUUACAGAUAAUGAGUAUUGUCUCUGCUAUUACACGGACAAAACUGAAGGCAGCUCUUCAACUGGCGUAGGAGGAAGGGGCAACACGGGAAACCGAAAUACGCCUCAGAGGACCAUUACCGGAGGGAUUCUACGAGUACGUGCUGAACGCAACGUGGAGUCACGUCGUGGGAUUUCCCGAGGGCGAGGGGGAAGACAUGGAGGUAAUAGAGGGCCAACGGCCACAAGAGUUAUUAUGGAUGGGAGUACACGCAGACUGUGCGUACUUUUUUCUCAGUGGGUGGUGAGGGGCAAUUCCGUCCACCAUGCCCAAAACACAUGA